CCUCUAAUGUAUCAAAGUCACUUUUGGAUGCAAUGAUUAGGAUCACGAGCUAAAACGUGCGCCCAAGUUAGAUCCCUUAUUCUCAUAUAAUUUUGGAUUUAUUAACCUUAUCGCUACAACCCUAUAUAACUCUCAUCGUACAACCUAUCAUUCAUCAACAAAAACACACUUAAACAUCUAUCUAUCAUACAUUUAUAUACAGAAUAAAACAAACAAAAAAUGGCCCAAACUUGUUCGAUUUUCUUCAUUCCCUACAUGAUGCUUCUCUUGUCUCUGUUGGCCGCCGGAGUAGCCACAAUCACCGACGGGGAACUGCUUUCCUCGAUGGUUGGAGUCCAAGGUCUCAUCUACUGCAAACAAGGAUCUAAGCUUACCCCUCUCCAAGGUGCAGUGGCGAGAGUGACAUGUGAGAGAGCUGAUGAAUAUGGUUACGAAGCGGAGGAUGUGACGGUGCUUAGCCAAGCGACGGAUGCGAAGGGUUAUUUCUUGGCUACGCUUUCUUCGUCGGAGGUGAAGGAUUAUAAGAAGCAGGUGAUGAAGAUCAAAGAGUGUAGGGCGUUUCUUGAGCUUUCUCCUUCUGACACGUGUUCUUUCCCGACCGAGAUCAACCGUGGAAUCAGCGGAGCCAUUCUCCAAAACUAUCGUCUCCUAGAAAACAAGCUUAAGAUGAAGCUUUUCACCGUUGGCCCUUUCGUCUUCUCGCCCGAGGAAACUCACGACAAGUCUAUCCCCAACGGCUACUAAAUUUAACAAUAUAAUGUUUUUUUUUUUUUUUCAGUUUCUAAUGCCCUAAAUGGGUCCUAUUGGCCCAUCAAAAUAUAUUUAUGUAUCUAGUGGCUUUUUGAUUGCUUAAAUCACACAUGCAAAAAUUACUGAAUCAUCUAUUAAUGCAUGUGAUUUUUUAACUUUCU
This is a messenger RNA of Arabidopsis lyrata subsp. lyrata, 911 nucleotides long. RefSeq names its product proline-rich protein 3. The record is from RefSeq and is a predicted model, not a curated record. The coding region runs from base 220 to 744 and encodes 174 amino acids. Lineage: Eukaryota; Viridiplantae; Streptophyta; Magnoliopsida; Brassicales; Brassicaceae. The transcript has 2 exons.